Messenger RNA from Cladocopium goreaui, 4895 nucleotides. The record is from the annotation of a GenBank genome assembly. NCBI's taxonomy places the organism in Eukaryota, Dinophyceae, Suessiales, Symbiodiniaceae.
AUGGAGGGAGGUAGGGGACGCAGUGGUGACCGGGGAAGGGCUAAAGUGGAUAGAGACGAGAGGAGGUACGGCAGGAACAAAGACAGUCGCUUGGUGGAGAGGGGCCGGACCGGGGGGCGAGGGUCACUCCCACCCCCUGAGCCGGCCUAUCCUCCUUCGAGCUGGAAGAGACCCGCAGUUCCGCCGCCCAGGAGACCGAGCCACUCCUACCCCAGAGUCCCAGAACAGGUGGGGCGUAGCUUUAGUUACAGCCCAUCCAUGGGACAUAGGGUGAGCAGGUCCCGCAGCGCAGGUCAGAGGAGGUUGGCGCCGGGGCUUGACGUGAAAGCCAGACCUGAGAAAAGACCGCGAUCCCUCUCCUUGGGGCUUACAACAGGGAUAACUGCAGCGGGAGCCUGGGCGGCGAGGUUCGAGAUAGCUUCUAUGUUGGAGGCCAAGUGCAAUCCCAACGAGUUAGUGGAAGCAAUCCGUGCGGGACACGAAGGCCCUCAUGUGCUCAGCAUGACGCAACACGAAGAACGUAGCACAGUGGGCAGCGCAUCAGCAGGAUCUCUACAAGAAACUGAGUCCAGGAAGGAUUACCGGGAUGACAUUCCUGAGGAUCUUUUUUCGGACCAAGAAGGCUGGGACAAGGAAUUGGGCAAGCAGAGGGCCAUCUUGGAGUCACUGGGAGCUGGAAAGGAGGCUUUGCCGCCCUGGGUUUCAGGAGGGGCUGAAGCUGGCGAGUUGGUUCCACCCGGGUCCAACUCCGCUAGCGCUUCAGCGCUGCCUUCGUCGGGAAGACCCGAGAGUGUUCCUUUCAUCAAGAAGGCGACGCCGCCCCCAGGGAAGAAACGACCGGAAAUGAGCAGAUAUCACAAGGAGUGUCACAACGUCUACGACAUGAUGAAAAAAUUGAAAGUGCCCAUGGACAUCGACGCUGGUGGACCACGGUCAGCCAACAGAGGAGAUCUAGAUUCCUUGGAGUCCCUGGACGCCCGUCUAGGAGUCCUGGAGUUUGUAGAACACCUCAUGCAUCAACAAGUUGGAUACCUGACACCGAGGAGCUUCCUUUAUGCAGUGGACUAUUUCGCUUCAGCCUUUGGGUACGAAAUGAGAGGGGGAGCUUGGAACAGAGCCAAGCGCCUCGCCCUCUCCUUUGCCAAGUCCAAAACUUCGGCGACCAGCCGCGCGCCAGGCUUCCAGAAGGCCACAUUGGUGGCCUUGGAAAGGUGCGUGAUGGAUGGCUUUCUGCCCAAGACGGAGCGCGUUGCCUGCGGGAAGCUCCGCUUGUGCAUCCAGUCAUCAACCCGUUACGAUGAUAUCUUGAACACGCCGCUUGCAGCCUGUGAGUGGCUGAGAAAGCCUGGCGAGAAGGAAGUCAUUGGCCUGCGCUCUCGUGCACUGCGGGGAAAGACCGGUCCACGCUUGUGGGUUGCUUCCCUGAGAGGUGCUUGCGCGGAGAAUGACAAUUGGCUGCCCACGCUGAUGUCCUUGGUAUUGGAAAGUCACGGGGCCACUUGGCAUUCAGACGAUCACUUCGGCAAAUUGCCGUCUGGCAGUGAGUUCCUCAAGACGCCUUCCAGGCUCGAAAAAGACGUGGAGCUUGUGAAGAGUGCAUUGGGGAAACUCUUGUCAGAGGAGGUCAACGUGGGGCUCACCGCAGAGGGAGUAGAGGUGCUGCGCUGGCAUGGAGCGAAAGCUUCGUUGUCCAGUUUGAUGCAGCAUUUGAAUCUUCCGAAGCGAGUCGUCCGAUGGCAGGGCAAUUGGUCCUCACAGACAGAGACCAUGCCGGACACCUACCUGAGGGAGUCUCAGGUGUUGAUCCUGAGCUGCCAGGAGAAGUGUCUGGAGUACCUCCGUCAGGGGGGGGACCUUAUCCGUCUGGUAGGAGAACCGAUCAACCCCGAGAAUUCUCGGGAGGGUCGUGCAGGAGAGGAAUCCCGGCGCGAAAGAGCCAUGGCAGCUGAGUUCGGCGUCGGCGCUGAUGUGGCAUCCCUUGAUGAGGCAUUCGAGGACGGAAAGAUUGACCAGAAGACCCUGGACCUAGAGAAGACUGCUGCAACCGCCCACAGAGACCUGAACGACGUCCUGGAGGCUGAACAGGAGGCAGCAGACACUGAACCUGGUGCAUCCGGAUCCGAAGGCGAAAAGCAGAAAGCAGAGGAGGAGAAGGCGAAGCAGUCCCUGGCCGAUCCUCAGGAGGCACUGGACGAGGUCGAUUCCGAGGGCCUCACGCCCUAUAGGGUGCAGGCCAAAACUCCAGGCGCGCGCCCAAAAGUCCACCUCCCGUCAGUGGCCAGCCUGGAGGAGAAGCCCAUCACCAAAGCCAUCCCUCGCUGUGGUGCGUCAGGCAGCUUUGAACUGAUGAAGGUGGAGGCGAGAAUACCAGCAGCCUUCCAGAGGUCAGCUGCCCAGUUCGGAGUAGCGGAGUCUGACUUCUUGGUCUUGACGUCACUUGGCAUCCACUCCUACGAGUCCUUCGCCCUCCGCAUUCACGCGAAGGAGAACCUGGAAGAGUUCCUGAGGGACACCAUAUGUCCGCAGGCUGGGUAUAAUGACCCGGAGGACGGGCUGAUCACGUUCAACAGGACGCCCCAUGUGGAGUGGCAGACGUUCAAGAUGUCAGACGACGCAGCCUCCCUGCGGAAGCUUUGGUACCUUUCCAAAGAACUCUGCAAGUCGGAGCUGGAGAAGCUGGCCUCUGGUGAGGACUCUUCAAGAGUCAAAGUAGGCUUGCCUUCCGCCGUAGCCAUGGAAACAUCAGCAGUGGAUCGAGGCAUGCCUGUACCGGUGUCUGACGCCGAGCGGCCGUCUCUUUUCGCGCUGACCCGCUUGGCCAGGAGCUUGGUGGGUCCGGGAGCAUCAUUUGAGUAUGUGGCCCUGGAGUCCUACCUUACCCUGGAAGAAGAGCGGAGAAUGGAGAGAGCUGGCAUCCUCCCGAAAUCAAGGGGAGAGGUCGUUCUCACCAAAGACAGCCGCCUUGCCAUGAGGGAAAAGGAUACACAGGAUCUUCCUGGUGAUCCAGCGAAUGACAUGGAGACGCUGCGCAAGAGGAUGGACAUCAGAGCGAGGUGCAUGGAAAUGCUCGAGGUGGGCAAGUUCUCUACCUACAGGAUGCUCCAUGACAGGUACAUCGGAGUGAUCCUGGCCGAGGUCCCAGAGGGCAUGAGGCCUCCGACAAUACAGGAGGUGCGGCGCUUUGACAGGGCGCUUCAUCAGGAAGUUCUCCGUUGGCUAGCACGGGAAGUGGGCACACUGGAUGGAGGCAUCAAACACCACCUCUUGAACAACCAGAUCGGACUUUGGCGGCUUUUGGAUCCGGUUGUACGAUCUUUGCCGGAUCAGGGCGUGGAGAAGAAGUACACUGGCCAGAAGAGGGGCAGAACUCCCAGCCCAGAUCGAGGGAGAGAACUCUCCCCUUUGCCGAGGAGGAGACCGGAAAACCCUCCGCCCAACAAGAAGAAGAAGCUCACUCAGUGCUUGGUCUGCAAGAAGAGGCAUGAACCUCUUUGCAAGUUCCCGGAGGGCUUUCGCCGGAAGCAGAGGGACGAAAAGAGAGCUCGUGAACAAGCGCUCAAGCAGAAGGAGAAGGAGAACAGCGCAAAGAAGGCUAAGGAGUCUGGCGCAGUACCUGCGGAGCUGGCAGAGGUCGUUCAGUUCACUACGGGCGAUGAAAGGGAAUACCCAUCAGGUUUUUGUUCAGCCUACGCUGUGUGUGCGGAAAAGUUGCUUGGCUCAGAGGGAACCUUCUUAGAAGUGUUUUCCGGACCCAACGCGCCGCUCAGCAGGGCCAUUUGUGAACAGUUGGGCGAAGAGCUGAGAGGCUCCAGACUUCAGACCGAAAGAGGUUUGAAAGUGGAGCUGCAGCGCCUGGCUCAGAUCAUGGACAUUGGGGAUGUGAUUCCUUCCACACCAACGCCGGUCGCAACUCCGAGUGUCUGCUUGACGCCGGAGACAGCGACCAAUCGGUUAGCUAUGCUGGAGGCCGGAAGGCAACCCAGCUAUGGGAAGAGGGAGCAGCUAAUACCAGAUGGCCUCGAAUCCGAGAGAGAGCAUCUCGAGCGGGCCCUGCAGCUCAGCCAUCCCUUUGAGACUCAACAGGUCCUGAAGAGGGACCACGCUGAGGUACUAGAGCAGUACACGGCGAGCGACAAGGACAUGAACCUUCUCCGGCUGAGGGUCUUGGCUGACUGGUCGAGGCUGUCCAGCAGUGAGGAGGUCAAGGCCAAGCAGAGGGAGCAUGAAGCUCUGGCCUGCAGCAACGCCAUCAAGCUUGGGCGCAUGCCCAUAGUGGGGUCAGCGCUCGAGUCUCCGUUCUUUGACACCUAUGACGUCCCGGCCAGCAUGACGUUGACUGAGCUCCUGGCAACAGCACCGGUCGGGCGUCAGGCCACCAUUCGUAGAGUCGAGUUUAUGGCCGGCAAGGUGGGCAUGUUCUGCUUACAGCAGGCUUUCAAAUUGCUGGGCUUCGAGUUAGACGAAGACAAAUCGCAACCCCCGAGCGAGGUGACCCAUGUGUUAGGAGUUGCGUUUAACACGCAGGCUCUCAUAGAGGAGCGAAUCCUCAGGGUCGAACCUAAGCCCCUCAGGGUGAGGAACUUUGUAGCCACCGUGGACGCCAUCUUGCAUCGGAACCAUCUGCCUUCCAGCGUGGCCGCCAGCCUGCUGGGCAAAUUCGGGUUUCUUUGCAGUACCCUCUUCGGGAAACUGGGGAGAUUCUGCACAGGCGCUUUACGCGAGAGGCAGUAUGCCCAGGGAAAUCCCGAUGACAUCACCCCCAUCCUUCAAUUGUCCCUGCAAUUGAUGAAGCAUGUGGUGACCGUAGCCCCACAUCGCUGCUGCCACCUACAAAGCCGUGGCCCGCCGGCCAUUCUUUAUACAGACGCAUCGGAUGUCCCAGGUCGCGACCCAAG